Drosophila gunungcola (fruit fly) is the source of this 4139-nucleotide messenger RNA. Its product is annotated as dipeptidyl peptidase 9. Lineage: Eukaryota; Metazoa; Arthropoda; Insecta; Diptera; Drosophilidae. The coding region runs from base 643 to 3966 and encodes 1107 amino acids. The transcript has 8 exons. The record is from RefSeq and is a predicted model, not a curated record. Gene Ontology annotation, molecular function: dipeptidyl-peptidase activity; serine-type peptidase activity. Gene Ontology annotation, biological process: proteolysis.
ACCGCGCCAGGCCAAUCUCGCACGGGCACCUAGUAUCGUAUAUCUUUCGUGCAUUCUAUUAAUUUACCUGCAGUUCCGUUCCGAAUAACACAAUUGGAUCAAUCAAAUCGGUUUGAUAUUGAACACUCGCUGGCCCAGCAGAACGAGGAGCGGACUAAAACGCUAGGUGCUCUGCUUACCUUCGAUGAGCAGCACGGUGCGACUUUCACUUUUUACAAUUCGCACAAGAAAAACCACAACGACAACAGCGACUAGAGACCAGCGACAGCAACAACAACAAAAGUAGCUGCAAAAGCAACAAAAAAGAGACGACGAAGAGCGAUGAGUGUGGAAAGUACCAGAGCGGACAACAUCAGGCCACAGCAGAGUGCAUCGAGAAUUGUUUAAAAUCGCUGGAUUGCACGGCAAAUGCCAAGCAAAAUAACAAUAACAAACCAGCACAACAGGGCCGCCCGCCUGUGUGGGUGUGGGUGUAUGCGUGUGUCCGUGUCCGUGUCAGUUCCAGCGAGAGUGCGAGUGUGUGUGUGAGUACGUUGAGUACUUUUUGUGGCCCCAAAACAUUUUGUGUGUGUACGUGGUUUGGAUUGGAUUCGCCAUCCGAACCGAACCGCCGAAUUGGGUCAGCGCAAUAAAAUCCACACCAUGGAGAGCAGGACCCAGAUGAAUCAGACGAACCAGCAGCAGCAGCAGCGGAAUCGCCUGCCCUCCUCGCCGAGUCCGCCAUUGAGUGUGAAUCUCAGCGGCGGCCCGAAUGCCAACACCACUUUAAUGGGUCUGGAGCAGGAUGCAGUGGCUCCGCCGCAGCUUGGUAGGAAUAAUAACAAUGGGGGAGGCGGACACCAUCGCAGCCAUAGCAUUACCAAUGCGGCGGCCACAUCCUUUGUGAAUCUCCUGGACGGGUUCACGGCCCGCGUUUCCACAGCAGUGAGCGUGGCAGGCGGCACCAGUGCCUCCAACAUGCUAAUGGACCGCAGCAGCCAGAGCGCCGCCAGCACGCCCGGAUCGACGCACUCCAUAGCCAGCCUGACCAGCAUGGGCUCGCUGGGCACCACGGCCAAUGCCCUGUACUCUUCCAUUGGCAGUGCGCUCAACUCCAUCACCUCACCCAUUCAGGCAGUGGCGGCGGCGGCCACGGCCACAACCACGGAGGUAGUUGUGGCCGCCGCCUCUGUGAUCACCAACCACCUCAGCUCACCCACCAGCGGCACUCCGCCCCAUGGACUGGACUCGGACGAGGGCGACCAUGAGUGCGACGAUUGCGAGGAGGAUGAGGACGACCCGGUGGACAACGACGGGCACAUUGCCGCACCCACGCCCAACAAAAGCUGGGCCGAAAACAAGCUGGUGGUGCAGGAGAUGCGCAAGAAGAUGUGCAACCUCUCAUCCAUGGUGCCCACUAAUGUGCAGUUCCGCCACCUGUCCGACGGCCGUGCCAGGUGCUACUUCCUGGGCACUCCGCCGCAGAGCUGGGAGACCACGCUGCUCUUUGCGGACAUCAAUCUGCUGCAAUCGGAGGAGCAGCAGCUGUUGGUGCAGCGCGUGGAGGCGAGUGGUGAGUCUGGAAUCGGCAGUCCCACACUCACUCACGCAGGAUCCCCCACGAGCAGCAGUAGUCAGCACACAGCCUUCCUCUUCAACUCCCUGCUCAGGCCUAGACUCCCAUGGAGCCCUCUGCUGCAACAGCCCAUUCAGAGCAGUGGCGGCAGCGGAGGCAGUGGAUCGGCCAGUCCAUAUGCCCGGGAGUUCCAGCUGCUGCAGGAGCGCAAGCGCCUCUCCACCUGGGGCAUCACCUGCUACGAACUGCACAAGCCAUCCGGCAAGCUGGUCUUUCCCUGCUUCAACGACCUGUACCAAUGCCUGGACACAGGAUACAAUUCUGGACUGCUGUUUCCCACGCAGCUACGCACCUGCCCGCAAUGGACGGCCCUCGAUCCGCAGAUUUGUCCGCAGAACUCCGACAUGAUAGCCUACAUCAGCGACUGCGAUCUGUUCGUCACCCACACGCUGAGUGGGCACGAAAAGCGGCUCACUUACACGUCUAGCGGGCGGCACUCGUAUGUAGACGAUGCGCUAAGCGCCGGAGUGCCCUCUUACGUGAUGCAGGAGGAGUUCAGCCGCUACCAGGGCUUCUGGUGGCAGCCACAUUCCAAUGACGGCAUCUACCGCAUUGUCUACGAGGAGGUGGACGAGUCGGAGGUAUCUGUGUACACGUUUCCCUCGUCAACGGCCGUGCACGGCCGCGUGGACGAGUAUCGCUUUCCGCGCACCGGCAGCCCCAACGCCAAGUCCAAACUCAAGCUCGUGCAGUUCGUACUGAACGAGGCACUGCAAGUCAGCGAGAUCGCGAUCAAGGAUCUGCCCUACUCCCUGCUGGCCGUCUUUAGCUGGCUGGAAUACAUUGUGCGUGUCGGUUGGACACCGGAUGCGAAAUACGUAUGGGUACAGGGCCUGGAUAGGAAGCAGCAGCGUUUGGAUGUAAUCCUCAUACCUCUGGAUAACUUCUGCGAGUCCUACAGCAGUCAGGUUUCUACGCCGACCGACUCCAUAGGCGACCACAGCUGGCGCAGUCUGUAUAGUCGCACAAUAACACCACUACAGGUUAUAUACACGGAGCGCUCUGAGAGCUGGAUCAACGUGCACGAUAUGCUGCAUUUCCUGGAGCUGACGGAAACGAACGUAACCUUUCUGUGGGCAUCGGAGGAGACGGGCUUCCGGCACCUCUACCUGGUCACCGCCAGCCUGUUGUUGAGCCAAGCAAAUGGCCAGGCGGACGCCGGAUCGGCUGCAGCCCAGCCCAGUUUCGUGGAACAAUCGGCGCUACAUCCACGCAUCCUCAAUAAGGUGGCCCUGACCACCGGAGAAUGGGAGGUGCUGGCCAGGAGCCUGUGGGUGGAUAAGGUCAACAAACUGGUGUACUUUGUGGGGCUGCGCGAUACGCCGCUGGAGAAGCACCUGUACGUUGUCAGUCUUGAGCGGCCCGAGCAAAUCCGCCUACUAACGGAGCCAGGAUACUCUUACCUCGUGGAGUUCGACGAUCAAUGCCAGUUGAUGCUGCUGGUUUACUGCAACAUCCAGCGGUUGCCCAGUUGCAAGGUGAUGCGCGUCAAUCAGACGUGCCAGAACGGCGGAGUCAAUGGCAUUCAAAUAUCUUUAGUGGGGUACCUUCACGAAGGCGGCAAGCCGGAGCCGCAGUACUGCCCACAAAUUUUCCGGCCACAGUUACCGUCGGGCGAUAUAGUUUAUGCCAUGGUCUUCAAGCCGCACAAUUUUGAACUAGGUGUCAAGUAUCCCACGGUGCUCAAUGUCUAUGGAGGACCCGAGGUUCAGACCGUCAACAACACAUUCAAGGGAAAACAUCAAUUGAGAAUGCAUAUGCUGGCCGCCCAGGGAUACUGCGUGAUCUGCAUUGACUCGCGAGGAUCGCGGCAUCGGGGCAAACGGUUCGAGAGCCACAUCCGCGGUCGCAUGGGCCAGGUGGAGCUGACUGACCAGGUGGACGCCCUGCGCAUCUUGGCCGACCAGCUGGGCUACAUAGACAUGGAUCGCGUGGCCAUUCAUGGAUGGUCUUACGGUGGCUAUCUGAGUCUGAUGGGUCUGGUUCAGUAUCCGAAAAUCUUCAAAGUGGCCAUUGCCGGAGCGCCAGUCACCAACUGGGAGUAUUACGACACGGGCUACACGGAGCGCUAUAUGGAUCUGCCGCAGAACAACGAGGCCGGCUACUCGGCCGGAUCGGUGCUCGAAUACGUGAACUCCUUUCCCGAAGAGGACAAACGCCUGCUACUCAUUCACGGCCUGAUCGACGAGAAUGUGCACUUCUGCCACACCUCCCGGCUGAUCAGUGCCCUGAACAAGGCCAACAAGCCCUACGAGGUGCAUCUGUUCCCCGAGGAGCGGCAUUCGUUGCGUAAUCUGGAAUCGAAUAAAAAUUACGAAACGAAAUUACUGUCGUUCUUGCAAAACUUAUGAGAUUUGUAAAUGUCGACGGCCGUAACAAGAUCGCUUGCUAAGGCAACAAAAUUAGACCCGCCCCUCGCCCCCUUUGCAAUAGUCUUUUUUACAUCAUUGUCUAUGUUUUAAUUUAAUUUUUUGUUGUUCGAAAACUUGUUUUUAUUAGAUAAAGAAAAUGAGAGCAAAAGAAA